Ziziphus jujuba (common jujube) is the source of this 2497-nucleotide messenger RNA. Its product is annotated as protein ZINC INDUCED FACILITATOR-LIKE 1. NCBI's taxonomy places the organism in Eukaryota, Viridiplantae, Streptophyta, Magnoliopsida, Rosales, Rhamnaceae. The transcript has 10 exons. The record is from RefSeq and is a predicted model, not a curated record. Bases 203 to 874 code for a protein of 223 amino acids. Gene Ontology annotation, biological process: transmembrane transport. Gene Ontology annotation, molecular function: transmembrane transporter activity.
UUUUUUUUUUUUUUUCUAUGUGACUUUUCAAAUUUCAAAUGUGUGAACAAUCAUCAAUUUUGAUUUUUUUUUUUUUUUUUUGGCAAUGUUUUUGUUUCGAUGCAAGUUUUGUCAAUGAAAUGCGGCUUGCAAGUAAAUAGAUUGAUCAGUUGUACUUUUUCAGGUGUAUGCUUCAGAAGUUUGUCGUAAAGAAUAUCAAUAUAUGGGAAUGUCAAUGGUUAACACUUCAUGGGGAAUUGGAUUAGUCAUUGGUCCAUCUCUUGGAGGUUUUCUUGCACAGCCUGCAGAGAAGUUUCCAACCUCAUUUUCAAAAGAAUCUCUUUUCGGGAGGUUUCCUUACUUGUUACCUUGUCUUUUGGUAUCAAUCUUGGCAUUGGCUGCAACUGCUGUUUGCUUUUGGGUCCCGGAAACACUUCACUUUCAUACUAGAAGUGAUGAAGAGAGUGAGGAUUCAUGUAAUGCACCGGUGGCCAGCACUUAUGCAGUUGAUAUGAGAGGAAGUUUGCAAACAUAUGAGGAAAAAAGUCGAGAUUCCCAACAAAGGCUUCUUAAAAAUUGGCCCUUAAUGUCAUCUAUUAUUACAUAUUGUGUUCUCCACCUUCAUGACAUGGCCUAUACUGAGAUUUUUUCAUUAUGGGCUAUUAGUCCUAGGAGGCAUGGAGGAUUGAGCUACUCAGGUGCAGAGGUUGGUGAAGUUCUUGCAAUUUCAGGAUUUGGUCUGCUCGUCUUUCAGCUACUUUUAUAUCCCAUGGUGGAGAGGACUUUUGGACCAGUAAUUGUAUCUCGAAUUGGAGCCGAUUGUGGAUUCCUCCAUCUGACACAUUUUUCGUUGCAUAUUGUUAUAUAUGCAUAUAUAUAUAUUUUUUGUUGGUAAAUUGUAUAUUGUUAUAUGCUUUUGCAUUUAAAUUGAUGAUUACUUGGUUUCAUGCAAAGGUCUUGACCAUCCCAUUGCUGUCAAGUUACCCUUUCAUAGCUAUGCUAUCUGGCCUCACCCUCGCACUAUUGAUUAACUGUGCAUCUCUCCUGAAGAACUUGCUCUCUGUAAGUGCAUGCCCAAACUGUGAAGUUCUUCUUUCUUCAUCUGUAAUGGGAAUGGUUAUCGUAGACUUUUAGCUCUGUUACAGUUUAAACAGAUUGUCAAGGAAUCAGAUCAAAUAAAUUAACGCAUGCUUCCACUAUUAAGUGCAUCAGCACACAUACUUUAGAUGCAUGUAUCGAUGUAUUCCUUAAGUAUCAAGCUUGUAUGAGGUGAGCCACAAAUGCAUUUUGUACUCUAAUAAACUUAUAUUUAAUUGAUUCUACAUUAACAGGCAACUAUCACUACAGGGUUGAUUUUCCUAGAAAACAGGGCUGUGGUAAUUUUUCUGUAACCUUUGCUGCAUAAUCAGAUUUUUCUGUUCUUUAUAACAUUUUGAAGUUAGUAACUGUCUUCAAAUGCUCGUCUAAAAUCAAUUGAAGACCCAAGAGAAAAGAGGAGCUGCAAAUGGCAUAUCGAUGACUUCCAUGUCUUUAUUCAAAGCAGUUGGUCCAGCUGCUGGAGGUUCAGUUUACAUUUUCUUGGGCACAAAAGCGUCAAAAUGAAUCUUUUCUUCUUGGUGAUCAUAUGGUUUUCUUCAUCCUCAAUGUUAUUGAGGCUCUUGGACUACUGAUGACCUUCAAACCUUUUCUAGCUCUACCUGAUGACAACGUUCAGUAGCUCAGUUGUAGAAGCUUCAGAGAUUCUCUUUUACUUUUGAACACAUACAACAAAUGUGUUGGGAUUUAUGCUCUGAAGGCGUUGUAAAAAUUGACAUUUUGUUGGAUUUAUUUAUACAAAGGGAAAAAUUUCAUAGGUCCUCAAAUUUGACAAAAUAUUAUCCAUCCCCUUAAAGUUUUCAAAUUCAUCAUCUAUCACCUAAACUGUUAACUCCCUCCGUUUAAUUUGACGGUAGAGGAUCAAUUUGUUAAAUUUAUAUAUAUUUGACAUAAAAAAAAUUGUACUUUUUGGUUGCAUUCAUUUUUUAAAUUGCUUUGCAUUUUUUACUGAAUAUUUUAUAUAUGAUGCUUCAUUUUGUGUUCAUAAUUAAUAAUAUAAAUAUAAAUAUCAAAAUUGUCAAAGUUUGUUGAGUUUAUAAAGCCCUAUAUAAGCAGUGGGACCUUUCACAGAGACCAAGGCCAGAACCUCCACCAGCCGACGUGUAUACUCGAUUGACUCUUUCAUACAGCAUGCAGAGUGGUUGCUUCAGCUCCAGCUUCUAAAGCCAACCAAUAAAUUGGGGGUGGGUGAUGAAUUUGAAAACCUUGGGGGGUAAGUGAAGUUUUAUCAAAUCUCUGGGGUCCAUGAAAUUUUUUUUUUUAUAAAAAUAUUGUUCGUGCAUUUUAUAAAUUAUGGUAGCAAUUCAUGAGUUCCAUUUCUAAAUGGUGUGUAAUUUUAUGCGGUAUAGGUAUCUUAUUCAGCGAAUUUGUUUAUGUCGACUGGGACCUUAAAAAAAAAUAAAAAAAAAUAAAAUUAAAAUUC